AUGCCUUCGCGCACUCGCCAAGGUCCUGCCGAUGAGGCUGAGGAGGAGACUGGCCUUCGCAGCCUGGCCUUCAACCAGCCGCUCUCCUGGCGCGUGGGGCGCUCCGCCAUCCCCAUCGCAGAUCUCCUCGAACGGUUGCAGUCGCUCGCCCAGGAACUUCGCAAGCUCGAACAGGAGGAAAUCGACAAGGAAUCUCUCACCAAAGUCUCGCAGGAGCUCGCCAGUGCGCACUUGCUGGCGCAUAAGGAUAAGGGAGUGAGGGCGUGGGCCACGUGCUGCAUCGUUGACGUCUUGCGACUCUGCGCGCCAGACGCGCCUUUCACGAGAAAUCAGCUCAAGGAUAUCUUCACAUGCAUCGUCACCUCCAUCAUCCCCGCACUGGCCGAUCCAGCUAACGCCUACAAUGCGCAACACAUCUACGUCUUGGGUUCACUCGCCGAGGUCAAGAGUAUUGUUCUCAUGACAGAUCUGGACCACCCUGACUCGCUCAUCGUUCCCCUAUUCACCGGCUGCUUCGACCUAGUCUCGGGGUCGUCCAAAGCCUCGACCGGCGAAGAAGUCGCAAAGGGCGUAGAGUUUGAUAUGACUCGGCUCCUGGUGACAGUCAUCGACGAAACGCCAGUUCUGGCUGCGGAAGUUGUGGACACAAUCGUGGCACAAUUCUUGCGGGUUGACCCUCGGGUGCUGGACAACCGCAAGAAGAGCCGUCGGGCCGACACACCAGUCGACACCAAGCAGGAUACCCUCCUGUUGAAGGAUUACCCCCCAGCCUACAACAUGGCCAAGGCCAUUUGCCAGGCUUGUCCCGAGCGAAUGACGAGCCACAUCAGCCAAUACUUCAACAACGUCAUUAUCGAUGCGUCCGCCCCGGUCAAUCAAGCAAAUGGUUCCAAAGGCAGCUCCCGCAAACCGAACCUCGAUGACUCCGAUGAGGAGGGAGAGGAUAUCAUGGAAUUGAGCAAGGCGCAUCGUUUGAUCCGAGAGCUGUGGCGCGCCUGCCCGGAGGUCUUGCAGAACGUCAUCCCGCAGGUUGAAGCCGAAUUGUCUGCGGAAUCUGUCGCUCUGCGGCUGCUGGCCACGCAAACUAUCGGAGACCUCGCGGCGGGCAUUGGCGUUGCUGGACCUCCUCCGCCUCCACCUAUGGACCCCGCGGCAUACCCACCUGUCACGCUGGAGGAAUAUACGCAGACCAUCACUCAGCCCAGCGUCCUUCUCACACCGGUCUCCCCCAAGCCCUUUUCUCAAGUGCACGUCUCAGCCUACGAGGCCUUCCUGAGCCGAAGACUUGACAAGACCCCUUCGGUGCGCGCUGCAUGGGCCACUGUGGUGGGUCGGAUCUUGCUGACUUCUGCCGGAGGUUCUGGUUUAAGUGAGAAUGAGGAACAAUCGCUUAUGGAGAGCCUUGCCUCGAUGCUCCGCGAUGCCGACGAGAAAGUUCGUGUCGCUGCAGUCAAUACCGUCGGACAGUUUGGAUUAUCCCACGUCGUUCACAAGCUGGGUAUGAAGGGCGGCUGCUCUACCGAGAACUCGAUACUUGCGAUCCUCGCAGAGCGAGUCAAGGAUCGUAAGCCACAGGUCCGUGAGCAUGCGAUGAAAAUUCUUGCCCGUAUGUGGGCAGUUGCAGCUGGCGAAAUUGAGCAGAAUACGGAGCCUGUUGUGUCUCUAUUGAAGGACGCGCCAUCCAAGAUUUUUGAUGCUUUCUACACCAACGACCAGGAGAUCCAUAUUUUGAUUGACCGUGUCCUGUUCGAAACCCUUCUCCCUCUCAGUUAUCCCCCUAUCAAGUCGAAGCUGUCUCGGUCCGCGUCGAACCAAUCACAAAAGCAAAAGGAUAGCCAGGCCUCUGAGGCCGACCAAGAAAAUGAUGUUGAUAAGAUCCGUGUCCGUCGAAUUCUUACAUUGCUCCGAGGCCUGGAUGAGAAGGCGCGCCGAGUGUUCUUUGUCAUGCUCGCGCGUCAGUUGUCCAUGAGAUCAGCGAUGACGCUCUAUCUGGAGGCAUGUGAGAAGUACAAUGGUGGUGUUAUCGAUAAAGACGAGGACCAGGUCAAGGCCCAGCUGUCGAGGAUCAUUGACUCGCUGUCCAAAACUUUCCCGGAUGCGUCGCGUGCAUCGGCGGAUUUGUGGAAAUUUGCGAAGGUCCAUGACCGCCGCAGUUACCAGCUAAUUCGCUUUGCUAUGGCCGCUGUCAGUGAUUAUCGUACUGUGAUCAAGGCUAUCAGAGAACUUCAGCGACGUGCACAGAGCGCCAACAACUCCCCUCUCCUCGAAACCAUCACACCUCUGCUGUAUCGCUCCGGCUCGCUGAUCUUCAAUCGGAGUCACAUCCCGGCCAUCAUGAGCCUCUCUCGAACCGACGAGAAUGGUUUGGCCAACGCCGCACAGGAGAUGCUCAAACAAAUCUCCUCUCAAAACCCGGAGGUCUUGGAGGCACAAGUCCAAGAAAUGUGCAAGGACCUCGAGGCACAAGCCCCGAAGGCAAACACUCCUGGCGAUGCUAGUACUGAGGAGAUUCUCAAGGCUUGUGCUGGCUUUGCUAAGAAACUCCCGGCCAAACUUCCCAGAGAACGCAAGUUUUUCCAGGCCCUUACCAACUAUGCCCUGUAUAGUACCUCCCCCGCGUCUGCUAAGCAUGCUGUCUCUAUUCUCAUGGCUACCGCGGACCGAAAGGAAAUGUAUGCAAAGGAUCUUGUGCAAAAAUGCGUCAAAAAGUGGACCUAUGGCUCUGACCACUUCCUCACUCGCCUCGCUGCCCUGUCCCAGCUGAACCUUCUUGCGCCAAGGGAAGCAGACGAAGAGAAUGACGCGAUUAUUUCCAUUGCCAUCAACCAGAUCCUUCUGACCAACCGCGCCCCUGAGAAAGACCCCGAAUACGUCUGGUCUGAGACCACAGAUGAGGAAACUCAAGCUAAAGAGUGGGCGCUCAAGAUCAUUGUUAACCGCCUUCGAGCCAAGGACGGAUCGGAUGGGGACGAUGACUUCCGUGCGCAUGCCGAGCCUGUCUAUGACAUUUUAAACAAACUGGUUGCAGGCGAAGGUGAAUUGUCUGAGAAAAAGGACACCCCAGCGAGCCAAAAAUCGCGCCUUCGCCUUCUCGCUGCCAAGUCCCUCGUCAAGCUGUGUGCUUCCAGGGUUCUGUGCGACCAGCUGCUUACUCCAACAAACUUUAAUUCGAUUGCCUUGAUGGCCCAGGAUCGCCUUCUUCAGGUGCGGAGUGCGUUUAUCAAUCAUCUAAAGAAGAAAUUGGUGCAACGGUCACACUUGGGUCAGCGCUGGUACAUUAUUCCCUGUCUGCUUGCUUUCGAGCCCAGCAAGACCUUGAAGGAAAGUACGCUCACUUGGCUGCGAUCGCGGGCCGCCUUUUACUCUCAGCAGGCCCAGGCAAGUGGGAAGCGCACUGAGCAAACAAUGGUGAUGGAAUUGAUCUUCUCGCGUCUUCUGUCCCUGCUUGCUUACCACCCUGACUACCCCUCUGAUGAGCUUGAUGAAUCGACGAGGCUUGGUGAUCUGAGCGACUUUGCCCAGUACAUCAUCUACUAUCUUACUGCCGUGGCCAACGAGCACAACAUAUCUCUGAUUUUCCACGUCGCCCAGCGCGUCAAGCAAUUCCGUGACGGCAUCACCAAGUCCGAUGAGGUCUCGACUCGCCUCCACACUUUGUCCGACCUAGCUCAGGGCGUGAUCAGACGCUUUGCCGACAUCUAUUCUCAACAACACAAGUUUGGCGGCGGUAGCAGCGGCGCAACGAACAUCUUGCAAACCUAUCCUGGCAAGAUGGGUGUUCCCGGCUCACUUUUCGCCUCCAUGUCCAGCCACCGCGAGGCCCAAGAUGUCGCAGACAAGAAUUUCCUCCCCGAUGAGAUUGACGAUCUGCUUGACCGCGUGGUGCGGACUGCGAUGAAGCCCAAGAGCUCUUCUCACAGUACACAUAACAGCUCCGUCAAGAAGCGCAAGCCCGAGUCUCUUGAUGCGAACCGCAGCUCGUCUGCAUCUAAGAAGGCCCGCAAAUCCACAUCUGCCCGCCCACCCCGCAAAUCAACGUCCUCAGUCGGUGCCGAUCCGUCGAUGAAGUCCGCCAGACGCAAGCGGACGGGCGAUGACGAAUGGCCGUCUGAUGGUGGCUCCGAAGACGAAAAGCCCAAAUCUACCUCAGCCCGCCGGCGUAGUAGCCGCGGAACCGUUAAGCAAGGAGUCAGCUAUGCUGACAAGGACAGCGAUGAGGACGAUGAGGAGAUGCAGCAGUGGAAUAAGGCCCAGGAGGCUGGACAAAACGACGAUGAAGGGGAAGUGGAAGACUCGGACGAGGAGAUGCCGGAUGACGAUGAUGAAGACAACGAUCAAGACAAGGAAAAGGCCGAGGAGGAGGCCAGCGAGAAAGAAAACUCGCCUCCAAUCCCGCCAAAGCGUGGCCUUAAGGCGAAGGCGGCCGAGGUAAAGAGCAACCGUCGUGCAAAGCAGCCGGCCACAACGACAUUGCCGACGCGCCGUUCCUCGCGUCGGGGAUGA
This is a messenger RNA of Penicillium canariense, 4503 nucleotides long. Its product is annotated as sister chromatid cohesion factor PDS5. The coding region runs from base 1 to 4503 and encodes 1500 amino acids. Gene Ontology annotation, biological process: mitotic sister chromatid cohesion; DNA repair. Gene Ontology annotation, cellular component: nucleus; chromatin. NCBI's taxonomy places the organism in Eukaryota, Fungi, Ascomycota, Eurotiomycetes, Eurotiales, Aspergillaceae. The record is from RefSeq and is a predicted model, not a curated record. The transcript has 3 exons.